Messenger RNA from Haliotis rubra (blacklip abalone), 1382 nucleotides. Its product is annotated as ubiquitin-conjugating enzyme E2 Q1-like. Lineage: Eukaryota; Metazoa; Mollusca; Gastropoda; Lepetellida; Haliotidae. The transcript is spliced from 10 exons. The record is from RefSeq and is a predicted model, not a curated record. Bases 134 to 1129 code for a protein of 331 amino acids.
GAAUAGAAUACCCAGAGUUAUAGUUAGUAACACGUACUAUUUGAUAUAAAGAGAAACUUCCUCAUCGGAUCCAUUGUCGUCCGGUGGUUGUAAUCGUCCAUACACUGAGAGUUUCUUGUUGGACACCGUUACAAUGGAUGUUGAUUCUUUAAGCAAAGAGGUUAAGGAGUGGAAAACCUCAAACAACUCCCACCUGGAAUUGGUCGGUUUUGACGCUUCACUGAGGAGGCUAAAUUUUCAAGGACAGAAUACGGAUACAACAUUUUAUGUUGAAGUCGCACCAGAUGACAGUCCGGCGAAAUGGCAUGUGUGGAGUGAAAGCGAGUCGGUGCUGUUGAAGCUGCACCCAAGUAUAGAGUCAGUGACAAGUGGCAAAGUGAUGUCCCUGUCUGAUAUCCUCACCUGUUGUUCUAAAGACAUAGAGCAGCAGGAUAAGAAGGACCAAGAUGCUGAAGUAGAGGAGGAGGAAGACGAUGAAGACGAUGAUGAUGAAAAUGAUGAUUACUAUAUUGAGUCUGAGGAGUUCAUGGAUGACAUUCAGGCCACGAUCAACACUGGUAAAGAGGAAGGCAGUGAUGUGGAUAUGGACGAUGAACCAGGAUUCUUUGGCCCAAUGAACACAGCAACAAGCACUGCCAUACAGAGAUUGAGGAGAGAUUUAAAGAAUAUUCUCAAAGUUGGCCCAGAGUAUGGCAUUGUGGCAAACCCAAGGGGAGACAACUUGUUUAUGUGGGAUGUAAAGCUGACUGAUGUCCCGACCGACAGUCGCCUCGGCAAAGAUCUCCAGCAGUACUCAACCAAAUACAAGCAGGAGCCGGUUGUGACGCUGGACAUGCAGUUUUCUCAGGACUAUCCCUUCGCACCACCAUUCAUCAGAGUCAUCAGACCACGCUUCAAGUUCCUGACAGGUCAUGUGACAAUUGGAGGCAGUAUUUGCAUGGAGAUGUUGACCAAGUCGGGUUGGGUUCCGUCUAAUGACAUUGAGAGCAUCUUGGUUCAAGUGAGAGCGGAGAUCAUGUCUGAUCCAAAUGCCAGCCUGGACAGCUCCAGACCUAAUGAUGCCUACACAGAACGUGAAGCCCGCGAUGCUUUCAACAGAAUGGUCAGCAGGUAUGGCUGGAACAAAUGAAAGGGUCACAUGACCAGGACAGACUUCCUGCAAGACAGCCACCUGGACAUCACGAUCAUGUUCAUCUAAUCAGUCGCCAUGGCAACUCCCUGCAGUGACUUGCAUUGUCCAGGUGUUGUCGUACCAAAGCUCUCAUUUUUUACAUCGAUGGCUGUCUGUCCAAGCCUGUGGAAGACUUUAAACUGUGAUAUAGACAGGGAGCAUUCAUACCACUUCAUGUCUACUAGAUAUGCCAUGACUGCAUCAAAUAUAC